CCGGCCGCUCUCCCGUGCCGAGCCCCGCCGGCGCCCCAGCCCCGCCGCUCCCCACAUGCCAGGGGGAGGGGGCUCUACCUGUCCUGCCUCGGCGGCUGGCUGCGGAGCCGGGAGAGGGGGGGAAGGAAAGCAGAAUUACCAGUAGCUCUGGUUCUGCCGUCUCGGGCGUUCACACGCACACCUUCACCUGCACAGACCUGAAAGUCCAGUUCCGCCAGGCAGACGGAGGCACCGGGAAAAGGGGAGAGAGUUCAUUGGAUCAAACAUGUCACAAGAGACGGACAAUAACAAGCGACUUGUGGCCUUAGUGCCAAAUGACACUUCAUUCAACACCAGACGAGCCUACACCAGUGAAGAUGAAGCCUGGAAGUCGUAUUUGGAGAAUCCCCUAACAGCAGCUACCAAGGCUAUGAUGAGCAUAAAUGGUGAUGAGGACAGUGCUGCUGCUCUUGGCCUAUUGUAUGACUAUUAUAAAGUUCCCAGAGAUAAAAGGCUGUUGUCUCUUAACAAAGUGAGUGAUAAUCAAGAAGACCAAGAUAAAAGAAAUUGUCUUAAUACCACGGAAGCUCAGAAUAACAUAAGUGGGGGAGAGAACCGUGUGCAAGUCCUGAAGACAGUGCCAGUUAACCUUUCCUUGAACCAAGAUCCUUUGGAGUCAUCCAAAAGGGAAUACACCACAAAUGUGUCUGGGAGCUCAACACCCAUCACAGGGUCUGCAGUGACUGUGGUGAAAGCAGAGGAGUUCACCCCUGUUUUUAUGACCCCACAAACACACUAUGCAAGAGGAGAAAAUGAGGAGCACCGAGGUGUUAUCUUUGAGCCAUACGAAGUGUCCAACAUUGCUCCCCACACAAAUUAUCUUAAAGAUGAUCAGCGCAGUACUCCUGACAGUACCUACAGUGACACCUUCAAAGAUGGAGGAACAGAAAAGUAUCGGAGUGUGUCAGUGGGGGCUGAAGAAUAUAUUUAUGAACAAACAAGCAGCACUUUUCAGUACACACUAGAAGCUACCAAGUCUCUGCGUCAGAAGCAAGGGGAAGGGCCCAUGACCUACUUGAACAAAGGACAGUUUUAUGCCAUCACCCUGAGCGAGACGGGUGACAACAAAUGCUUCCGGCAUCCCAUCAGCAAAGUCAGGAGCGUGGUCAUGGUUGUUUUCAGUGAGGAUAAAAACAGAGAUGAACAGCUGAAAUAUUGGAAGUACUGGCAUUCCCGGCAGCACACAGCUAAACAGAGAGUCCUUGACAUUGCUGAUUACAAGGAGAGUUUUAAUACCAUUGGGAAUAUUGAAGAAAUUGCAUUCAAUGCUGUGUCCUUUACUUGGGAUGUCAAUGAGGAGGCAAAGAUUUUCAUCACAGUGAAUUGCUUGAGCACAGACUUCUCCUCACAAAAAGGAGUAAAAGGGCUUCCUUUGAUGAUUCAGAUCGAUACUUACAGCUACAACAACCGCAGCAAUAAACCUAUCCACCGAGCCUACUGCCAGAUCAAGGUUUUUUGUGACAAGGGAGCAGAAAGGAAAAUCCGAGAUGAAGAGAGAAAACAGAACAGGAAGAAAGGCAAAGGCCAGGCAUCCCAAGCCUCAUGUAAUAAUGCAGCUGAAGGGAAGUUGAGUGCGCUCCCUCUGCAGAAAAAGAGUGAUAUCACCUUCUUCAAAACAAUGGCUGACCUGGAUUCCCAGCCCGUUCUGUUCAUACCGGAUGUUCACUUUGGAAACCUGCAAAGAACUGGACAGGUUUACUAUAAUACAGAUGAUGAGAGAGAAGGUAGCAGUGUCCUGGUCAAAAGGAUGUUCCGGCCUGUGGAGGAAGAGUUUGGUCCUUCCCCUUUGAAACAAAUCAAAGAAGAAGGUCUGAAAAGAGUGCUUUUGUAUGUGAGGAAGGAGACAGAUGAGGUGUUUGAUGCUUUGAUGCUGAAAUCACCCACAGUGAAGGGGCUAAUGGAAGCUAUCUCUGAGAAAUAUGGACUGCCAGUUGAAAAGAUUGCAAAACUUUAUAAGAAGAGUAAAAAGGGCAUCCUGGUAAACAUGGAUGACAACAUUAUUGAGCACUACUCCAACGAGGACACAUUCAUCCUGAACAUGGAGAGCAUGGUUGAAGGCUUCAAGAUCACACUGACAGAGAUCUAGCCUCAGGCAGAGCCAUUUUGUAAGGAACCACAGCAUUUCAUCCUUCUUGGAAAGCAGAUUCCCCAUAAACUUGACAGACAUUGAUCAGAGAAACUGUUACAAGACUGCAUUGAAAAUACUGUCCAUUCUGCACAUCUGCAGCCCCUGCAGAUAUAGCCUUGGGUUUGUCAAGGACAAGGCCAUUCACAGUAACCUGGUCCCCUAUUUAUUGUUCCUCACUCUCUAGUGGACAAGCAGUUACCAGCCCCCAGAUUUGUAACCAGAUGAUCCACUGCAAAUGUGAAAUGCAGCAUUUUAAUCCAUACUUCAGUGUGGAUAAGCUCAUUCUAAAACACAUUCAGUAACUAUGCUGGUCUAAUUUCAGAAAUCUGGUAUAAAUCACUUUACCAGUAGUUGUCUCUGUCAUCGCUAAAAAUCUGUUGCAGUGCUAAAGAUGGGCAAAGUGGCUGACAGUUCACUUGCUCAGACUGAUCCUUAUCUCUCUCUACUGUAUAGUCUUGCCAAAUACCUCUGGUAGUUCUCAGCAUGUAGCAAUGAGGACUUGUAAGUAAGGCAUUCAGCUACAAAUGUAACUUGUAAGUAAAUGGUAAAGAAACCAUUUUAACCUUGUAUAUAAUGUUUAUAAUAUGCAAUAAUAUAUUUUAACUACUGUAUGUGGGCAUGUUUACUGCCACUAUGUUUUUGUAUGUAUUUGGUUUAGGGUUUCAUAGAAUCUUUCCUAGAGGAUUAAAUUGCUGCAAUCUGUUAAAGAGUGUGUACUGAGAAGCUGAUAACUGAAUCUGUACUCAUAUGCUCCAUCCUUGCUCACACAAUUGUAUAUUGAAAUAUUAGAGCAGACUCUGCUACUGGGUCUUGGAUGCUCUGGCAUAAUGGGGCCCACUGUAGGUGCCCAAGUCCCAGCUGUAGAACCUGAGUCUCCCAUCCAGCUGGAACAAAAUCCAAGAGACACCGUGUGUCUGCUGCCUGCUUUGCCAAGAGGUACAGAAGGGACUCCUUCCUGGUCGUCUUCCUUUGAUGAAGCAGAGGCUCCUAAAGUGGUAUUUUCUCAAACCUGUGGUGGGAAUGUUCUUUCUGCAGCAGCCUGUGCAUCAAAGCAUUCCUCUAGACUGUAAGAAACAGGAUUUCAGACUCUUCCUUUUAAGUGUAUUUGCUCUUGUAUCUCCACUGAAUGAUUCAGCUGUGAUUCCUAGGACACUUGGGUGAUGUAUAAGCCUGGGCUUGAUGUAAAUAUUUUAUCAAACAGGAACAAUUUUUCCACUGGAGACUGAGUAUCCCACAACUGAGGAGUGGAGAUUGGUCUCUCUCUCAAGGGCUGCAUCUGAACCCAAGUUGAACUACAUGGUUAUUCCAUCAAAUUCCACACCUGCCUUAUGAAUUCUGUGAAGAGAUAAAGUUGUGCAGGCUAAACUCAUACCAGGAAAGGGGUUCAAGGCCUGAAUGUCCCUAUGACAUCCAAACCCAGCAUCUCCCUCUCUCCAUUCCAUCUCCUCUGGCUGUUGUGGAGAGCUCCUCACUUAGCAUAUAAUUCCAUGAGUUUCAGUUGCAUUUUAUUCUCUACCACUGUGCAUGGAUCCUGUGUGACAGACAGAAGUGGGGUCCUUUCCUACAUGCAGCCUUUAGAGUUUAUUCUUUUCUUUCUAAAACCUUUUCUCGUUUUGUUACACAACCUUUAUUAUUUGGUGGUUAAUGGCAGAAAGAAACACUGCCAUGUUUUACAGGGCUCAUGUGUGGACCUAUUUACAUUCAAGCAAAGUAGCUGGGAUAAGUGACCAGUCUAAUUUGGCCAUAUCUGCAUGAAUUGUCCUGUAAGUUCAUGAACACUUUCUUAACAUCAUUAGCAGUAGCAUCCCAUUAAAAUCUCUUCCUUUAAUAGAAAUGUUAAGUACAUGUCAAGGUUUCUGUGGGAGCAGAAACUAUAAAGGGUUCAGGCUGGUAGCAUCAGCACUAACAUACCCAGAAUUCACAUAUGCCUGUAAAGCAAAGUGUGUAUUCUGUCUUUCUCCCGCCCUUUUCUUUUGUCAUGCACUCUUUCCCCUUCUGAUGCAGAGUUUUGUUGUAAUUUGCUUAACUUUAUAUAAAAAUGCACUCCAGCAAAGAUGCUCUUGCUAUGCUGUGCAAGAGUAAACAGUCUGGGAAUACAAGAGAUUUAUGAUGGUUCUGUUUGUUUCUACUUGGCUCAGACUGAGAUAAAAAGUCUAUGCUGACUUAUCCCAGAUAAUUUUUUCUUAAAGAAAAAAAUAGGACAGUUGAUACAGGAAGCAUUAGGGACCAGCACACAGGACUGGUAAGCAAUACUGUCAGUUCUUGUAUUUCUCUGUUGGUGUUUGGAAUCCUCAGAAUAUCAUCUGGGAUCUCUCAGCUGGUCAAGAUGCCUGGACAGCUCUCUUGGGUGCUGCAGCAUCCUGUGAUGAGGAGCAGUGUAGGAUCAGUGAGAAGUGCAGUGCUUCAGGAAUACUGGGAGUUAAGGAGUUUUCCAUUGUCAUUUUAGGAGCUUUCAGUCAGCCACUGUCCAGAAAAGGAAAGUUGCUUCCAAGAUUAACUGAAAGCUAUUCUAAAUACAUCUUGAAGUGUGCAAAUUCCUGAUAGUAGAAAGCUAAUACUCCUGCCUUUAGUUCCUCUUACAGUCUCAGUGAAGUUAUCAGGAAGGUGCCUAGAUUGGUGGCAAGAUCAUUUUAAAACCACAACUAGAGCUAGGUAAGGAUGAUCAGCCUUUAUUUUAUCUGCCAGGCUCUGAGGCCUUUGUUUCUCUGCUCCAGAUGCAGGUGCCUCACAAGCACUGAGUAUCCGUGCUGCCCCCCCUUCAGUUGUAGUUGUAGCAUCAGCUGCUGGAGGAGCACUGAACCUUGGAUGCUGCUUGUGGCAAGCUCCAAGAUCUCAGGCUUCACCUUUUUGGUCCAAAUCAGCCCAUCACAGUGGUGGGAAAGUGGGAGUAGUGGUAUGAGUAAUGCAAACUUCUGAAGCAGUGGCUGCCUCGUGCCCUGCUCGACUCAGAUAUCCUGAGGAGUACACAGUGCUUACAUGUAUAUUGUUUAAAAUAUGCAUGUUGCUUUUGUUUUAUAAAAAAAUAUUGAUUAAUGCUGGGUCUUCCAAAUAUUAUGAGUUAAAUGGAAGUAGGAUUUGUCUACUGUUCAGCAGGGGACAGGAAUAUCUAUCUUGCCUCCUUUGUCUCUUUGUGGAACUGCUGUGGUUGUUUAUUUAAAGGAACAAAAUUCUCAUUUCCUUCUCUUCUUCAAGACAGCAAUCUUGAAUCUUAAUUAGUACAGCCUGAAGAGUGGCUUGCUGCUCAGUGCAUUUUCCCUAUGAAGAAAAUGCAGUGUCUGUAGAUGUUAUGUUUUGAAAAACUCUAAAGAUGUACAAAAGGAGAACUUCUAAUUUUGGUUCCUGCUGCAGAUUUGGCACUUUGUCCGUCCAUUUGAUGUUUUAUUAUGAAAUCCCAUUCAAAUUCUCAAAUUCUAGUUCUUUCUCACAGUCAGGUGCUGAUAUUCCCAAAAUAAAGUGCAUCCCUUGAGUGAAGUUUUGUGGAUGUACUAUGAUCACCCUAUCAAGACAUUUUGGAGGAUUUCUAACACUGAGUGUAAACUACAAAGAAAAGAAUGGGUUUUUUUCAUGUGUGUCCUCUCUCACAAAGUUUUUGGUCAAUGGAAUUCAGAGAUCAAAUGUCUUUCUUAUAUAUUUUUUUUUCAUUCUAUGAAUUGUUUAAAUGUAAAUUAAUUCAAACAAUUAGUAAAAUCUAAACUCUCUAGCUGUCAGAGAUGCUGUAUAUUGAUGGAACUGGAACUGGAAAGGAGUAUCUUAUGACUUAUAAAAUGUAAAGCUUAUUAAAUGUUUAUAUGCUCUUCCAUUUCCUAUUAAUUGAGACAAGAUACAAACAAAAAUGUUUGUGCCAAAGGUUGUGACAAGCCGUCUUUCUGGCAAACAAGGAAACUUAAUGUAUAAAUAGUGUGCUUUUAUAUUAAGAAUUAGCUCAUGUAACUUAAUAGUGUUGCA
Molecule: messenger RNA, 6112 nt
Organism: Zonotrichia leucophrys gambelii
Lineage: Eukaryota; Metazoa; Chordata; Aves; Passeriformes; Passerellidae
Gene: GRHL2
Product: grainyhead like transcription factor 2
Exons: 16
Coding region: 266-2125 (619 amino acids)
Biological process (GO): neural tube development; regulation of transcription by RNA polymerase II; brain development
Cellular component (GO): nucleus
Molecular function (GO): RNA polymerase II cis-regulatory region sequence-specific DNA binding; DNA-binding transcription activator activity, RNA polymerase II-specific
Source: RefSeq, a predicted model, not a curated record